UGCCUUGGGUCCGCCAUACAAAGGGAUGAGGUGAUAGAGAGAGAUGUUAACCAUAGGAUUCAAGUAGAGUGGAAGAAUGCUUCGGGCGUGAUCUGCAACAUAAAUGGACCACUCAAAAUUCAAGGAAAUUUUCUGCGCACAAUUCUAAGAUCUGUAAAAUAUAGGGCUAGAUGUUGGGCUGUAGAGAACUCUUGGGCUUUAGGCUUAACACAGCCACUAAAGCUAGCUCAAGUGAGCGUGGAGAACCACGGGUGGAAUAACGGGGAUUUCAACAUAACCCUUUCUGUUCAGGAUUGCACAUCUAGAGCAUAG
This is a messenger RNA of Trifolium medium, 312 nucleotides long. The record is from the annotation of a GenBank genome assembly. NCBI's taxonomy places the organism in Eukaryota, Viridiplantae, Streptophyta, Magnoliopsida, Fabales, Fabaceae.